Messenger RNA from Phyllostomus discolor (pale spear-nosed bat), 5513 nucleotides. It is a transcript of the gene GIT2, whose product is annotated as GIT ArfGAP 2. Gene Ontology annotation, biological process: regulation of ARF protein signal transduction; brain development. NCBI's taxonomy places the organism in Eukaryota, Metazoa, Chordata, Mammalia, Chiroptera, Phyllostomidae. Gene Ontology annotation, molecular function: protein binding; GTPase activator activity. The record is from RefSeq and is a predicted model, not a curated record. The coding region runs from base 146 to 2431 and encodes 761 amino acids. The transcript has 21 exons.
UGCGCCCGGGCUGCGAGGCGCUGAGGGGAGAGGCGCCGCCGCCAGCGCCGCGGUGGGGACCCGUUAGAGCGGAAGCGCUACAGCCGCCGCCACCGCCUUCGCUGACCCGGGGCCUCAGGUGCCCGACAGGUAGGAGGCGGGAGCCAUGUCGAAGCGGCUCCGGAGCAGCGAGGUGUGCGCUGACUGCAGCGUGCCGGAUCCUUCCUGGGCAUCGGUAAAUCGGGGGACUUUUAUAUGUGACGAGUGCUGCAGUGUCCAUCGGAGUCUAGGGCGCCAUAUCUCUCAAGUAAGGCAUCUUAAACACACGCCGUGGCCGCCAACAUUGCUUCAGAUGGUUGAAACCUUAUAUAAUAAUGGUGCUAAUUCUAUAUGGGAGCAUUCUUUGCUGGACCCUGCCUCUGCUACGAGUGGAAGACGUAAAGCUAAUCCACAGGAUAAAGUGCAUCCUAAUAAAGCGGAAUUCAUCAGAGCCAAGUAUCAGAUGUUAGCAUUUGUUCAUCGCUUGCCCUGCCGGGAUGACGAUAGUGUGACUGCCAAAGAUCUUAGCAAGCAACUCCAUUCAAGCGUGAGAACAGGGAACCUUGAAACCUGUUUGAGGCUGUUAUCUUUAGGAGCACAAGCCAAUUUCUUUCACCCUGAAAAAGGAAACACCCCACUCCAUGUUGCCUCUAAAGCAGGACAGAUUUUGCAGGCGGAAUUAUUGGCAGUGUACGGAGCAGACCCGGGCACACAGGACUCCAGUGGGAAAACUCCUGUUGAUUAUGCACGGCAAGGAGGGCACCACGAGCUGGCAGAACGCCUCGUAGAAAUACAGUAUGAGCUGACCGACAGGCUGGCCUUCUAUCUCUGCGGCAGGAGACCAGAUCACAAAAAUGGACAGCACUUUAUAAUACCUCAAAUGGCAGACAGACGGCUCAGCCUGGAUUUGUCUGAACUGGCAAAAGCUGCUAAGAAGAAACUUCAAUCUCUAAAUAAUCAUUUGUUCGAAGAACUUGCCAUGGAUGUGUACGAUGAAGUUGACAGGCGAGAGACUGACGCAGUCUGGCUUGCUACGCAAAACCACAGCACCCUGGUGACCGAGACAACUGUCGUCCCCUUCCUUCCGGUCAAUCCCGAGUACUCUUCCACACGGAACCAGGGCAGACAGAAAUUAGCUCGGUUUAACGCCCAUGAGUUUGCCACACUGGUUAUUGACAUUCUCAGUGAUGCCAAGAGGAGACAGCAAGGCAGUCCUCUCUCUAGUUCAAAAGACAAUGUGGAGCUCAUACUAAAAACAAUCAAUAACCAGCACAGUAUUGAGAGUCAAGACAAUGACCAGCCGGACUAUGACAGCGUGGCAUCCGAUGAAGACCCGGAUCUGGAAGCCACUGCAAGCAAGGCACACAGGCAGAAGAGCCUAGAUUCAGAUUUAUCAGAUGGACCAGUCACUGUGCAGGAAUUUAUGGAGGUCAAAAACGCUCUAGUGGCUUCUGAGGCCAAGAUACAACAGCUAAUGAAGGUGAAUAACAACUUGAGUGACGAGCUGAGAAUUAUGCAGAAAAAGCUUCAAACACUCCAGAGUGAAAACUCGAACCUCAGGAAACAGGCUACAACCAAUAUAUAUCAGGUGCAAACUGGUUCUGAGUACACAGACACUUCCAACCACUCGUCCUUAAAGCGACGUCCGUCUGCCCGGGGCAGUAGGCCCAUGUCCAUGUACGAGACGGGAUCAGGUCAGAAACCGUAUCUCCCAAUGGGAGAAGUGAGCCACCCGGAGGAGAACAGGACGAGACUCCAGCCUUUCCCUGCACACAUUGGGAGGAGUGCGCUUGUGACCUCCUCUUCGUCUCUGCCUUCCUUCCCCUCCACACUGUCCUGGUCCAGGGACGAAAGCACCCGAAGGGCGUCCAGACUGGAGAAGCAGAACAGCACACCUGAGAGUGACUACGACAACACUCCCAAUGACACGGACCCAGACGACAUGGGCUCAAGCAGGAAGGGAAGGCAGAGGAGUAUGAUGUGGCAAGGUGAUGGCUCAGUACCCGAUCUAGCAGAACCCACCACAGCCCCAAGCCCCAUCCUCCCCAGCACGGAAGACGUCAUCCGGAAAACUGAACAGAUCACAAAAAACAUCCAGGAACUCUUAAGAGCAGCCCAAGAAAAUAAACACGACAGUUAUAUUCCCUGCUCGGAGAGGAUACAUGUGGCUGUUACAGAAAUGGCAGCAUUAUUCCCCAAAAAACCCAAGUCUGACAUGGUGAGGACUUCCCUUCGCUUACUGACGUCCAGUGCCUACCGGCUCCAGUCCGAGUGCAAGAAGACCCUCCCGGGGGACUCAGGCCCGCCCACGGACAUCCAGCUGGUCACGCAGCAGGUCAUCCAGUGUGCGUACGACAUCGCCAAGGCCGCCAAGCAGCUGGUCACCAUCACCACCAAAGAGAACAACAACUGACCGGGCGGGGCGCCGGCCCUGCCGUUUUCCAGGCGUUUCAGGGUCCGGUUACAGAGCGAGACACGGAACUGUUGGAUUUUUACCAGAAACUUUCAUUUAAUGAAAGUUUAAAACUUUUUUUAAAAACUCAGUAUUAUUUUUGCAUGUUUUCUAACAAAUUUUCAACUAUUAAUUUAACCCACUUGCCUUAUUUCGUGACUGUGAGUUCAUGAUCAUAGACAUCCAAAAGCAUAGCUUCAUUGUUGCAAGUUUGUUACAACUUUUCCAGUCCUUCAAACUCCCCACCUGGGGUCAAAACUGAAUGAUAUGUUUUAGUAAAACAUUUUCUUGAGAGAGUUGGGUUAAAAACACCCGACAUUAUCUGUCCCCUACCAGGCAUCGUGCAAUGAGUGCGUUUUCCCGCCUACGGCAGACUCGCUGAGGUCGGAGCCUCUGCAGGCACGUGCGCGGGGACAGGGCUGUGCGCUUCUUUAAACAGCUGACGCUCUCUCUCGGAAGGAGGCAGUGCAUUGCCCCACUUCUUUGACCUGUUCUAUCAGAUGUUCUUUUUCUGUCUUGGUCUUCCGUCUGUUUCUAUCUUACUAUCAUCCUGAAGUCUCCAUGGCAUCAGAUAAGCACUCAUCCUCCAUGUCGCGUGUCACUUGGCCACAUCCAGGGAGGAGCACCCCGUGUCACCCCACGUGGUCUGCUGCUCAGCCUCACCCUCACCACAGGGAGCCAGACUCGCACUGGUCGGCCCCACGGCCCACGGUUCGCUCUGUGCCACUGCACUCCUCUCUCACUGCCGUAAACCACGGGGAGAGGGGCAGGCUGCUCCCUGACCUCGUGUCGUGCCUCUCACCUCUCACCCGAAACUCGGUCACUCCUUUCAGCACUUAAAGCUUUCUCACAUGACCUGCUUCGCACAGCUUGCCACCUUUAAGGACUUCUUGUAAGGUAAGAUGUAUACAAUCAUCUGAGUUUAUUUCUUUCCCAUGAUCUUGCUGGUACUUCAAAAUUGGACAUCAGCUUUCAAGAUAUCCUUAGAGAGUAUGUUCUGGCUGACUGCCAGCUAUACCGAGGCUAUGGAAGAGUACAGGUUUAAGUUCUAGAACAUGCCGAGAUUGUUUUCUGAGUUGCUAAAGAGCUCUUUCUUGUUCUGAAUGCUAACACGUAUUUCCUGUACCUGCUUACUACAGCUGUUUUGUGUGGGGCGGCUCAGACCCUGCCCGGGACCAGAGGCCAGGCAGCAGUGAGGAAGGCGAAGGAAGUGAGCCGGGCCAGGAGCAGGGCCAGGAGCCGGGCGGGGCAGCGGGGGAGCCUAGGGCACACCCAGUGGGCACAGCAGCCCCCCUGCCCCAUCAGGCUGCCAUGUGGGAAGGUGGGCCUGGGUUACCAGAGUUUCCGUUCUCAAGAGACUCCAGAAAUCCGGAUGUCUUUUGUGCCAUCUCUCAGUUUCUAAGUGUUGGCAACUAAGCUAAACAUUUUCCCAGCACACGUGGGUGAGCGCCAGUCGCCAGGCUCACAGCCUCUGCCCCGGGGUCCUGUAGACUGUAGUGUGAGUCCUGGCUUCCCUGGUCACGCCUGGUUCAAUGUCUGAGCCUUACCCGUGGUGCGGCCACCCUGUGCUGUGUCAGGUUGCUUUCAGUCCCCUUUUCACCCAGGUGUUCUGUCCCGUAGUGCUCAUUCACACACACGAAGAAAAGUCAGGAUAAUCCUAGUUGCCUAAACAUGUGCUCAAUAAUCCUGUCCUUUCACAAGACUGUUUGAUUCAAUCACCUUUAUAGCUUGACCGUAAACUGUCACGAAAGGAGCGCCGUGCUGGCGUGUAGCUCACUGACAAACUGUGCAUGGGUGCCUUUUCCGGGUGUUGCUGCACUGGGUGGCUUCGGGAAAGGGCCCGCAUCUCCAGAAGCCUCGUCCACUUGGCUCGUCUGCACAGCCCUAAGUGCCAUGCUCCUGUUGGAGGCUGAGGGGACGCCUGCUCGAAGGAUGUCUUCUGACUUCAGUUUAAGCUCCGUCUGCAAACCUCUUCUGCGUGCUGCACACACUCAGCGGUCCCUCAUCUUUCCUGCAAACACCCGCCCUCCUGUUGCCCCACAUGCGGAGCCCUCAGGAAGGGCCCACAGCCAACUCGAGUUGGUGGUGGUGGCCUCCUGGGGAGGACAGACUGCUGCCUGAUGAGUCAUCCACAGCGGGGGAAGCGGGGUCUUCACCUGAACUCAAGGACCCGUGCCCUAGAGAAAUCAAGGAACGUGGGGACCAACAAAGCGUUUCUAAUUGCAAGACCAGCACGGAAUUUGCUGUUCACCCACAGUACCACGGCUCGGGGAAGGACUUCCCGGGUGGAGCCGCACGUGGGGAUCGGAGGGCCGCAGGGCUUCCUGCUGCCUGAGUGCCCCGCACGCUUCCCCAGCCUCGUCUGAGAUCCAGUAUCGGGGGUGCUCUGGUCCCCUGGGCAGGUCGCACCCUGUCUGAACGGUUGCUCACUUGCUUUUUGCACACGGGUUCCAUAGCCUUGCACUAGUGUCCGUUAACGUCGUUUUUUUACCCUCACAUCCCCACCCCACCCCCAAAGCUGGUAGGACAGAGGUGCACUUUACAAAACUCUCACUUGUUGAAGAGGAGACAGCUCCACCCCUGAGCUCCUUUAACUGACGUCAUUUUCUGCCUCAGAAUGCAAAUAGUUCUUAUUUGCCAAAGAACAACCGGGCCCAAAGAUCAAGUACAGCAUUUCAUGUGAUUGGGACUGGAAAUGCAGGACUCGGGAGCUGUGGUCCGAUUCCUCGGGUGGUGCAAGCUGCAGAACCGAGAGUGAGGCCAGCACGGGCUUGUGCACGGCAGCCGUGAGCUUUCUGGACACGCCGUUCCCCCUCUUGCCCCGUCCCAGCCGAAGGUCACCCUCGUCUUCACGAAAGGAAAUGCUGCAUAGGAAAAACGAAAUGCCUUUUAUUCAAAUGUGUUUUAUCUGUGUCCCCCUUUGUUCUUUAGUUGUGUUUCAUGUUUACUGUACAUUCUAUUCCUGUAAUUAUUGUACAACCCUGUAAGCGUUGUAAAAUUGUUUCGGAACUCGUGCCUGCUAGUUAUGCAAUAAACAGGCUCU